Sphaeramia orbicularis (orbiculate cardinalfish) is the source of this 3109-nucleotide messenger RNA. RefSeq names its product PRP40 pre-mRNA processing factor 40 homolog A (gene prpf40a). NCBI's taxonomy places the organism in Eukaryota, Metazoa, Chordata, Actinopteri, Kurtiformes, Apogonidae. Gene Ontology annotation, biological process: mRNA cis splicing, via spliceosome. Gene Ontology annotation, molecular function: RNA binding; protein binding. Gene Ontology annotation, cellular component: U1 snRNP; U2-type prespliceosome. The transcript has 27 exons. The coding region runs from base 31 to 2670 and encodes 879 amino acids. The record is from RefSeq and is a predicted model, not a curated record.
CUCAAGUCUCUCGGAGGUUCCUUCGUCAACAUGUCUUCAUCAGAGGCUAAUAAUGGCCCGAGCCAAGCGCCACCUUAUCCAGGUGUACCGCCCUCAGGGAUGCCUCCACCCUUUAUGGGUCCACCAGGAAUACCGCCUCAUUUCCCUCCUAUGGGGAUGCCUCCAAUGGGGCAGCGACCUCCCAGUAUGACCCCUAUGCCUCCAGGUAUUAUUCCUCCCGGUAUAAUGCCACCAAUGGGCGCACCUCCAAUGGGACAGAUGGCAGGCAUGAUGCCACCUAUGAUGCCAGGGAUGAUGAUGCCUCCUCGCAUGCCAGCUGCAGCUGUACAGCCAACGGGACCGCCUGGCGUUGACUCUUCAGCUGCUGCACCUGGAACAGCUAGUACCACAAAUGGUUCUCCACAGGAGGAACAGCCAAAGAAGAAGUCACUGUGGACAGAGCACAAGUCUCUGGAUGGCAAGACCUAUUACUACAACACAGAGACCAAGCAGUCCACAUGGGAGAAACCAGAUGAGCUCAAAUCUCCUGCAGAGCAAAUGCUUUCCAAAUGCCCAUGGAAAGAGUACAAGUCAGACACAGGGAAGCCUUAUUAUUACAAUUCUCAGACAAAAGAAUCCAGAUGGACUAAACCCAAGGAGCUGGAGGAUCUGGAAGCCAUGAUCAAAGCAGAGGAGAAUGGAACAACAGAGGCAGCAGCUUCUGGGACCACCACAGCUUCUGCAGCACAGGCAGAUAACACAACCUCUAUGGCAACUGUAAUGGAGGCGGAAACUGCAACAGCAGUCUCAGAGGAACACCUGUCCCAGACGGCCGUGCAUCAUACAGCUGAGGUCAAGACUGCAGAUGCACCUGUGGCUUCCUCAGAGAACUCAGCCACAACAGAGGCUGCAGCCAGUGUUGAAGUCCCAAAGGAAGAACGUCCAGAACUUCAAAAGAAGACUUACAAAUGGAACACAAAAGAGGAGGCCAAGCAGGCCUUCAAAGAGCUGCUGAAGGAAAAGGGUGUGUCCUCAAACUCCUCUUGGGAACAGGCUAUGAAAAUGAUUAUCAAUGAUCCUCGCUACAGUGCCCUCCCCAAACUAAGUGAGAAGAAACAGGCUUUUAACGCCUACAAAGUCCAAACAGAGAAGGAAGAAAAAGAGGAGGCCAGAAUUAAAUACAAGGAGUCAAAAGAGACCUUCCAGAGGUUCUUGGAGAACCAUGAGAAGAUGACAUCCACCACCAGAUACAAGAAAGCAGAGCAGAUGUUCAAUGAGCUGGAGGUGUGGAGCUGUGUUCCAGAGAGAGACAGACUCGAGAUCUACGAAGAUGUACUGUUCUAUCUAGCAAAGAAGGAGAAGGAACAAGCCAAGCAGCUAAGAAAGAGGAACUGGGAGGCUCUGAAGAACAUCCUUGAUAACAUGGCCAAUGUUACCUACCGUACCACCUGGUCUGAGGCCCAGCAGUACCUGUUAGACAACCCCACCUUUGCAGAAGACGAGGAGCUACAGAAUAUGGACAAAGAGGAUGCCCUUAUUUGUUUUGAGGAGCACAUCCGGGCAUUGGAGAAAGAAGAGGAAGAGGAGAAACAGAAGACUCUUCUUAGGGAGAGACGGCGACAACGCAAGAACAGAGAGGCCUUUCAGAAAUUUUUGGAUGAGCUCCACGACCACGGUCAACUUCACUCCAUGUCUGCCUGGAUGGAAAUGUAUCCAACCUUGAGUUCAGACAUCCGCUUUGCCAACAUGCUGGGCCAGCCCGGCUCCACGCCUCUGGAUCUGUUUAAAUUCUAUGUGGAAGACCUGAAGGCCCGUUACCACGAUGAAAAGAGGAUCAUUAAAGAUAUUCUUAAGGAUAAAGGUUUCCUGGUUGAAGUCAACACUAGCUUUGACGACUUUGGAUCCGUCAUCAGCUCAGAUAAGAGAGCCACCACACUGGAUGCAGGCAACAUAAAGCUGGCCUUCAACAGCUUACUGGAGAAGGCUGAAGCUAGAGAGAGAGAACGAGAAAAAGAGGAAGCCAGGAAGAUGAAACGGAAAGAAGCAGCCUUUAAGAACAUGCUGAAGCAGGCCACGCCGCCGCUGGAACCUGAGUGCACAUGGGAGGGAGUCAGAGAACGAUUCCUUAAAGAAUCUGCAUUUGAAGAUGUGACUCUGGAGUCAGAGAGGAAAAGGAUAUUCAAAGACUUCAUGCAUGUCUUAGAGCAUGAAUGCCAGCAUCACCAUUCCAAGACAAAGAAGCACUCGAAGAAGUCCAAGAAGCAUCACAGAAAACGCUCCCGCUCCCGAUCGGGUUCGGAAUCAGAGGAAGAGGAGUACCACAAGAAGAAAAAGAGGUCGCAGUCCAAAUCCCCUUCUGAGCGCUCCUCUAGUGGAGAGUCUGAGAGAAGCUAUAAGAAAUCGAAGAAGCACAAGAAGAAGGGCAAGAAGAGACGCCACAAGUCUGCAUCACCGGAGUCUGACAACGAUAAGAAAGGAAGAGAGCGAGACGGAAAACGUGAAAAGGAUCUAGAGAAAGAUAAAGAAAAUGAAAAGUCUCGAGGGAAAUCCCACUCCGACUCCAAACAGAAGUCGCCGAAAAGGAAAGCACCCAAAGAGGAGGGCGGCUGGGACACGUCAGGCAGCGAACUGAGCGAAGGAGAGCUGGAGAAAAGAAGAAGAACUUUACUGGAGCAGUUGGAUGCACCUUGAUGAAAACAUUUCAGCUGUAGGUCCGUCUCUACACACUUCUACAGACACAUUCUCCUCACGCUCAUAUGGUUUGCCUGGUUACGCCACCCGGGACUGGCCGCGAAGUGUCGUACAUUUGUGACGACGAAACAGUAAACUAACUCUAUCAGGAACCUCUACUGUUUAAAUGUGCAGUUGCUCUUUUUUUUGUUAUGCUUUAGUUUUACUUUUAGCUGACUGUAGUUGUACAUGUUUUCCAUCGCCGAUAAUUUUUAUAUUCAAUUAAAAGCAUAUCUCGACAUCAUGGUGACUGUCUCAAUUCUGGAAAAUGAGCAGAAAACAAUUAAAACAACCAUAAGAAGCGACCUCUGUCCGCAAGUUCAGAGGUGUUAGGAAAUAUCGAACUAAUUUGAGCAUUUGUUGAAAUUGCAUAAAUGUAAUAAAAGACUGUUUCAAUGGA